This is a messenger RNA of Puntigrus tetrazona (Sumatra barb), 2387 nucleotides long. RefSeq names its product g6f-like (gene g6fl). Lineage: Eukaryota; Metazoa; Chordata; Actinopteri; Cypriniformes; Cyprinidae. Gene Ontology annotation, biological process: positive regulation of ERK1 and ERK2 cascade; T cell activation; interleukin-15-mediated signaling pathway. The record is from RefSeq and is a predicted model, not a curated record. Bases 128 to 1843 code for a protein of 571 amino acids. Gene Ontology annotation, molecular function: protein tyrosine kinase binding; MHC class II protein binding. Gene Ontology annotation, cellular component: external side of plasma membrane; membrane raft. The transcript is spliced from 12 exons.
UUUAUCAGCUUCUGUCAGAUGUUGCUCUCAGCUUUUAUUGUUGGGUCCUUUUCCUGUCUUGUUCUUGUGGUCAAAUAUGAGAAAAGAAGACACAUUCUUGCACUUUAGCUAGCUAACUUUUAAGAAUAUGUUACUUCCUAGCAGCACCAUGGGAAAAUUCCAUGUUUUCGUUCUUAUUUGUUUUGGUUCAUGUUUCCUUUUCCUCAUGGCAGGUGAGGUAUGGAAAGAUGUGGUCAUGGUACGUGAGGACACAUCUGUCACGCUGUCCUGCUUUGAUUCACCACCCACAUCGUCUGUGCUGGUUACCUGGAAGAUGAUGUCAGCCGGGGAGGAUCGCUGGUCAUAUUUGUUAUCAGCUAACUGCAUCGAUGGACAAACAGAUGGACGCAGCAGCAGAGUGUUUGGAGGCAGAAUGUUUGGGAUCUCCGCGGAUGCCUCACUGAACUUCAGGGCUGCAGCAGCUUCGCAAGGACUCUACUCCUGCGUGACAGAGCAGGACGACAAGAAGCUACAGGAGAGGAUUGUGUUUCUCGCCCUGAUUAAACGUAGACCAUACAAACGCAUCAUAAUGCCGCUUCGUGUCUCAAUGUGUCUGAUAUCUCCAGGUAUUCUCUCCUUGUCUUUUGCAGUACAUGUCACUCCAAGGAUGCCUGUCACAGUGGACAGCACUGUGAGACUGGCAGCUCAGGUGUCUCCCUCCUCCGUAGCCGCUUGGGGAACGUGGGUGUCUCCCUCGGGUGAACAGCUGAACACUGAGAUCUCCCAUGUCACGGGCAGUCUGCUCAGCAAGCUGCCUCGCGUCACCAGUAAAGACAACGGAGUCUAUACCUGCAGAAUCCGUGUCCAUGGUAACAGUGACACGUCUGUCUCGGAGCACCGGGUGAAUGUGACAGUGAACGUGAAAGCUGUGUUUUCUUCCACAGACGUGACACAUGGAACCCCAAGGUCUUUAGCAGCUCUCUCUCGUUCAGUGGUCACUUUAACGUGUCCUCCUGUCCUUGGUGACUAUGUGCUGCUCUACUGGGAGUAUCCUGAUUCAAACAGAAUGGAGCUCAUAUUCCAGUUUGACCGCUGGAGGCGGAGCUACACCAACCAGACCAAACCCCACCUACGUUUGAAAGACCCCGCCUCCCUGGCUGCUGCUGGGAACUUCUCCUUUCUGUUAAGCCCGGCCCUGAAGGAUGGAGGACUGUACUUGUGCGAGGUCUUCCUGGAUGACAAGGCUUUCAGUCAAGCCAACAGACUGAGUGUUUUACAUGGUUACACCAAGUCGUCCCGCACCGCUCUGGAUCUGAGUUGCAUGUACUCAGAACGAUCUCAAGUUAAAGCUUUAAAGUGGUCGUAUGUUCAGGAUCCCAAACGCUCUCUGCAGUCAAAUGCUGUUUUGGGCCGGAUCACAACCUCCGUAGCACUUCCUGUGACCCCUAAGACGGCUGGACAGUAUGCCUGCACUCUUUAUCUGAAAAAUGGAAAUUCUGUACAAUAUAUGUACACUGUCAAAUCGGCCAGUAUAGGCCCAACAGUUUCUCCAGGGCCUGUACUGCCACCUGCAGGAGAUGUUUCAGCAUCCUCUCAUGUUUCCACCUUCUCAUUCCUCCUCUUUCUGAUCCCCCUGGUUGCCGUAGCUGUUGGGGUGUUGCUAUGGAGACAGGGCUAUUGCGUCACCCGGCGAAGUGUCGAGCAAUCGCUGUCUCACCACUCCGGAGAGGUGGAGAACAUCUAUGAAAAUCCUGAUGAUCUAAGACAGACACCUCCCCAAGGCGCAGUCUACAUGGAUCUCAAGCCAACCGGUGAAAUGGAUGUAUAUAAAGAAUUAGAUAGAUACAACCAGUGCUGUGGUUGAGUUUAUUAAUAAUUUACAGUGAAACCGCAUUUGAAAUAAAUCCUUAUAAAUCCUUAUACGUCACUUGUCUUACCUUAUGACACUUUUUGUUCUUGUUACUAGUAUGGCACUGCUUCAAAAACUGAGUUUUUUUUUUUAACCUUUUUCUCAUCUUGUGUUUUCUUUUUUUCUGUAUAUUUGUUUUGAUAAAUAUUUGUUUGUUAUAAUGUCAAUAAUAGUGCACUGUAAGUAGAAAAUAUGUGAGGGAAUAGGCUACAGUGCGGGUAAAAAUAAAGUUUAUAAACAUUUCUAUGAUUAACUGAUCAAUCGAUUGAUUGAUUGAUUGAUUGAUUGAUUGAUUGAUUGAUAAAAAUGUGAGCAAUGGGCAAAUAAAUAAAAACGCAAUGCGUUAUAUGAUCACAUUUCGUGUUUUGAAGCAUUUUAUUUUUUUUAUGAUGCGUUUAUUUUAAAAUAAUAUUAAUUUAUAAUAAUCUGUUUGUCCAAUUUAAAUUAAUAUAUAAAAUAGACAUACAACGAAAAAAAUAAAACAUGCAAUGAGACACGU